Messenger RNA from Gloeophyllum trabeum ATCC 11539, 1794 nucleotides. RefSeq lists its product as uncharacterized. Lineage: Eukaryota; Fungi; Basidiomycota; Agaricomycetes; Gloeophyllales; Gloeophyllaceae. The record is from RefSeq and is a predicted model, not a curated record. The transcript is spliced from 11 exons. The coding region runs from base 1 to 1794 and encodes 597 amino acids.
AUGCAUGCAGUCUGGGAAAUAUUGCUGGAUGAUGAUUUCAUUUCUGCAUACAAGCACAGCAUCAUCCUGACAUGCGCUGAUGGCAUAAAAAGACGUGUCUAUCCUCAGAUUUUUACCUAUUCUGCAGACUACUCCGAGAAGCUGACUCCGAUUGCCAGGGUUCUGCUAGCUACAUUCCGCAAUUUCGGCUCAUGUCCAUGCCCACGUUGUAAGGUCCCAAAAGAUAAGAUAUCGGACAUUGGCAUGCAGUGCGAUGAAACACGGCAUCAAAGAGAUGCCCAUAUGGAUGAUUUCCCAGCACAACGGACUACAGAAAGAGCUCGCAACUUCAUCUACAAGGACGGGCGAGGGGUGAAAAGUACUGCCGUCAAAGGGCUCCUUGCAAAGGAGUCGCUAGUCCCGACUAUGAACGCGUUUUCAAAGAAGUUAGGGCCUUGCAGCUUCAACUUUUUUGACAUGUUCGUAGUUGAUUUGCUGCACGAGUUUGAGCACGGUGUCUGGAAAGCGGUCUUUACUCACUUGAUACGUGUCCUUUAUGCAUGCAGGGGAGAUACUAUACAGCAAUUCAAUUACCGAUAUCGACAGAUUCCAACGUUUGGGUGGUCUACAAUCCGGCAUUUCUCAAACAAUGAUUUGGCCCUGAAGAAGCUUGCAGCUCGGGACUUUGAAGAUUAUCUUCAGAUUCCUAUUCAACCCAAACUGGAGAGCUUGAGCAUAGGCGAGUCAAGCGCUUCUACACCUGAACAAACAAGAACCGACCAGUUGGGCAGAUGGCACGUUUACAGUGGCGGGAGGGGCAUGUCUGCAAACACCAGCGGGGUGGAGCACUUGCCAUUCACGUCGCCCGAGGCGCAUCAUCAAAUGUCGCACUCUCGGAACUUCCCUCUGUAUUUACCGCACUGGUUGAGACAAAAUCACUCUGAUCCCACCACGAAGGACUACCUACCAAAGCUCCAAGACCACAUACUCGAGCAUCUUGCGGAUCCCAAUACAGCUUCGGAAGGAGCUCGGUUCAUGGAUGCAGAGAGGGCGCAACUCCUCAUACAAAACAAUCGCCUAUACCUACAUAAGGUGCUCCGAGUGAACUACACGACGUACAACAUCCGUCGUGGCCAAGAUUCCUUGAAUCCCCGGACCCAUAGUGAUAUACUCAUGUUGGCAUCAGAUGCGCACAAGGACGGUCAUCAUCCCUUUGCUUAUGGCCACAUCCUUGGCGUAUUCCAUGCUGAUAUCAUAAAUAAUGUUCCUGGUACCAUGCCGAAUAUCAAGACCUUCGAAUUUCUCUUCUUACAAGGUGGUUUGAAGAAGCGCAGACUACACCAGCUUCAAUUCCUGCCUGUGACGGAUCCAAAUGCAUUUGGCUUCCUUGAUCCAGAUGAGGUCAUUCGGGCGGCACACAUAAUCCCUGCUUUCGCCCAUGGUCGCAUUCCAAUUACAGAAAGGUCAACAAUUGCCCAUCCUGAUCGGGAGGAGGACGAAUGGCAAUAUUACUACGUGAACAUGCCGUAUGCCGUAGUUCCAGAUGAGCGGCUGGAUGUGGAAACAGCGAACAAAGUCAAUCUUGAGCAUGGUAGUGACUCGGGGAAAAGUAACUAUGGCUAUAACAAGAAUCAGGAGGAAGUUGAAGGUGAGGAUGGCGAUGAGGAUGCUAGUGAGGAUGAGCUUGAGGAUGGCGGUGGGGAUGAAGAGGGCAGUGAAGUCGAAGAGAUGGAGGAAGACAGGCUGCCGGUGGAUCAGGAUGACUCAGAUGAAGUUCCGGAUGAAGAGACCCAAGCAGGAUAUGCCCCACUGUAG